Molecule: messenger RNA, 790 nt
Organism: Ananas comosus (pineapple)
Lineage: Eukaryota; Viridiplantae; Streptophyta; Magnoliopsida; Poales; Bromeliaceae
Exons: 2
Coding region: 224-652 (142 amino acids)
Source: RefSeq, a predicted model, not a curated record
ACCACCUUUCACCAUCCCAUAUAUAUAUUACACACGCGCACAAUAUUCCCCCACACCCACCACCUUAAUUCCCCAUGUAUAUUUAACGACUCUAUCAAAACAUAUCUGCAGCACCCUCUACUAGUGUACCAGUGGCGGUGGUGGUAGUAGUAGUAGUAGUAGUAGUAGUAGUAGUGUGGAUUAUAAGUAGUAGAAGUUAUAGAAGUGAUAGAUAUAUUAUAUCAUGAAUUCGUGGUGGUUGACGGGGGAGAGGAGAGGGCCGGAAUGGAAGCAUGGGUGGAAGGGGCAGACCUUCUCUUCCCUCUCCCUUCCUCCUCCCCCUCUCCUCAUCAUCUUCGCCAUCGUCUCCUUCUUCCUCUGGCUCUCAUGGUACGUAGAUUAUGAGGAACAAAAGCGUCAUGCAAAGGUUGGGUUGCACUUACUUCUCGCUGUCAUUGUUAUCGGACUAGUGUUCGCGGCCAAAUACGUUUGGUGGGAUCAAUACGGACGGUUUAUACGCCGGCCAUCAUUUUGGACAAAUCAAGAGGCUGUGCACCGGUCCGAGGGCUCGCCAUGGGGGGUGGCUGCAGUGGUGGUGUUGCUGCUCGUGUUGGUCUCUUAUCAAUCGAACUUUCACUCUCAGUGGUUCAGGCCGUUGUGGAGGUCGUAUUAGUUUCUUAGAUAAAAUAUAUACAAUAUGUACAUAGUCUUUGUUUUGUUCCGAUUAUGUGACAUGGUUUCUGUACUUAUUUACUUUAACAGUAAUUUGUAUAUACUCUACUUUAAAUUCAAACAAAAAUUUUAACUUCAA